Molecule: messenger RNA, 1133 nt
Organism: Triticum aestivum (bread wheat)
Lineage: Eukaryota; Viridiplantae; Streptophyta; Magnoliopsida; Poales; Poaceae
Exons: 2
Coding region: 251-973 (240 amino acids)
Source: RefSeq, a predicted model, not a curated record
GCAUGCCUAGGCAUCACCACGCGCGCACACAACACAUCGGACGUCCAUAUUACUUCCAAUCCGAUGGCGUAUGACAGGUCUGAUGGGUGCAUAUCAUGGUAGUCUGACGCCUAGGAUAAAUUCGUGCGCGUGCUCAUCUGCAUCCGCACCAUCUAAACCCUAGCUAGCCGCCGCCGCUCCCUGAUCGACUGCUCUCUCCUCGACCUUCACCUUUGCACACCGCCGCUGAGCGCCUGCGCCGUGACUUAAAAUGCCUCGCCGCCAGCGGGCGGCGAUGUCGUCGGAAUCGGAUGAUGCUAGUGCGCCGGAGUGGGGAUCGGAGGAUGAGGAUGACGAUGACGAGAUAGCUGCACAGGGGGCAGCCGCAGCGACUUUGGCGGCGGGGUUACCGAUCAAGCUCGUGAUCGACACCAAGACUCAGAAGGUGCGGUUCGCCGAGGCCGGAAGCGACGUCGUGGAGUUCCUCACCGGCCUCCUGUCCCUGCCGCUGGGCACCGUCGUCGACCUGCUGACCAAGGAGCGCAUGGUCGGCAGCAUCGGCAACGUCCCCGGCAGCGUGGAGAAGAUGGACGCCGGCUACAAGGGCAAGGAGCGGCGCCUCAGCCCGGCCGUCACCCCCGCCGCGCUCUCCCGCCUGCAGCAGCUGCUGAGCGCGCACCUCAUCAACGGCCGAACCUGCUGCCAUUGCACCAGUUCCACGUACAAUGCUGCCGCCGCGGGAACAUCCACGACGCCGUCGCUACCCACGGCCACGUACACUGUCGGGGACGACCUCUCGGUGACUCCGGCUUCUUUUUUCACGACCAUGUCGCUUCUGGGCAUCGCGCAGUUCGCACAAUUUGGUGGCGAGGACCUCAGCACGCUGCAGGAGAAAACCGUGAAGAUCGGCAAGGAAGAGGCGCUGAGGAUACUCGCUGCUUCCCUCCAGUCCAAGACCGUGCUGACGGAUGUCUUCCUCAAGAGUCAAGAGUGAAGCCAUUGUCCACUAAUAGUAAUUCAGAAUUUUUCAUUGUCAUAUAUCAUUAUGAUAGAAAGGAUAUGUUUUUCAAUAUCACUUGAAUUUAGUCGUGAUGGCAUAUUUUUCUUGUGCGGCUGCUGCCGUGAUGAAUCAAAGAUUCUGCCAAUGUUGCUUU